Messenger RNA from Liolophura sinensis, 5220 nucleotides. Its product is annotated as protein artichoke-like. The transcript has a single exon. The record is from RefSeq and is a predicted model, not a curated record. NCBI's taxonomy places the organism in Eukaryota, Metazoa, Mollusca, Polyplacophora, Chitonida, Chitonidae. Gene Ontology annotation, cellular component: plasma membrane. Bases 55 to 2913 code for a protein of 952 amino acids. Gene Ontology annotation, molecular function: protein binding.
CAACCACAGUGUACCUGUGCCAGACGAAAUAACAGUAACAUUAUCUGUGAUAAAAUGUCUACACCUUACAUCCCAUUCCUGGGUAUGUCACACUUUCGGUUUUACGAUUUGCAAAUUCGCGGAAACCCAGGUGUGAUGUACAUUCAUGACGGAACAUUCAGCGGUUUGAACAUCAGCAACCUAGACAUACAGUUCACUGGGAUAUCGGAAUUGAACUGUUCAGACUUCAGCGGUAUAGGCGAAAAAGUGUCAAGGAUAUAUUUGCCAAACAACUUGUUGAACCGUGUACCGAGCUGCGCUCUGGCCAGGUUCAGCUCGAUCACAAAACUGGAUCUGCGUAACAAUAGCAUUAUUACCGUAAGACCAAGCGAUUUCGAGCAUUUUCCACGUCUACAGACAUUAGAUUUAAGUGCAAAUGGAAUGUCCCGCAUUGAGCUUGCGGCAUUCGGUGGACUUAAUGAACUGACUACCCUGGAUUUGUCGCACAAUAACAUAUCUGUUCUACACGAUUAUAUGUUCCACGGAUUGACGGAGCUGAAAACUUUGGAUCUCGAUUUCAACAAACUUACAUCGCUAGACGACAAUCUUUUCGAUGACUUGACGAAUUUGGAAAACCUUUACUUACGAAACAACAGAAUUAGUGGCCUCUCAAAGAGGACUUUUAGGAAUCUUAGGCGACUUGGAUAUAUAAGCCUGAUGAGAAACAAAUUGACUCAUUUGUUACCUGAAACAUUUGCAGGACUGACAAAUCUUUACGGAUUGAGUCUUCAUGACAACAGGCUAAGAGAGAUUGGGCCUAGGAUGUUUGUUGGCCUGUCUAAAGUGACGUUCAUAUAUCUUAGUCUUAACAAAUUGACAGUGAUUAACAGAGAUGCGUUUGUUGAUUUUCCUGUUUUAAGGUACCUUAAUUUGACCGGUAAUGCUAUCCGAAAUAUGCAAGCAGGUUCGUUUAGGAAUUUAUCUUCACUCAGCACACUGGAUCUAAGUGGCAAUCAGCUUACAGACAUAGGCCCUGACGUGUUUUUCAACGUUUCAAGUCUACGGGCCUUACAUUUAGAGAACAACCAGAUAUCCUUUCUGAGCGAAGUGUUAUUUUAUGUCAUUAAGAAUUCAUUACGCGAAGUGAACUUAAAAAGUAACGAGCUAUCAAGCACUUCCUGGAAAUGGUUGGGAAAGUUACUUGGUCAUCUCAAAGGGUUAAGGAUGCUUGAUUUAUCUCACAAUCCUCUAAAGUAUAUCCCCUCGGACGUAAUACUGACACUGGCAACAAUGCUAGAAGUUCGUCUAAGGAACUGUAGUUUAGAUAAGGUUCCUGAUAAUGCAUGGAACGUCUCUUUGGAUCUGUCAAUGAACAAUAUCCAAGGUCCCCUCUUAUUAGGGAAUUCCCAUACAGCUAACUCUAGAAUUAACGUUUCGGACAACAAGAUAACUGCACUUAACGUAAAAAUCCCUUAUAGGAAUAAUCAUUACACGGAUAACUUAAUUGUAUGUGACAACAAUCAAAUCCAAGACAGUUUAGUAAUAGAAGUAGAACAUCCGACUGAAUUUUCUGACCGUUCUUAUAUUAAAGUUUCUGCCAAACAUAACUUCAUAAACGAAGCCGUUCAAGUCCUUUUUCAUGAGAAACAAGAUGGCGAUGUAAGUUUACGUUUAAAUGCUGACCUUUCCUUCAACACAUAUAUAAAUGUAACAAAACUACCAGUAGAUAUCAAAGUUAAACCUGGUGGAGAAGUGUUGAUACCUGGUGGCAGGUCAGCACCUGUAGUGUUCCGGCACUAUGAAAUUACAUUAAACCUCUCUAAUAACGCUAUCUCGUAUAUUUCCCCGGAAGCCUAUCUUGGGAUAGUUUACAAACUGGAUCUGCGGAACAACAGGUUGGAGGUUUUCGGUGACCUGAUGCCCAAGACUGAUUCUCCCGAGUAUAAACUUCAAUAUCUCUACCUUUCCGGAAACAGGCUCCAUCGUGUAACUACUGAAACCUUUGAUCGAUAUGGACUGCUUUACCAUCUCGACCUCCGUGACAACGAUAUUAUCAGUUUAAACAGCUUUAAUAUUAGCAAUAGAUUUCCGAAGCUGUUUCUGACAGGUAACCCCUUAACGUGUGGAUGUGAGAUUGCUGGGUUAAGGAACGGAACCAUGCCGGACAAGAUAGACUUGGUACGCUGUCAUUCUCCUCGGGCCUUUACCGGGUAUCUCGCCGUGUGUUUUCCGUUAUCGGCAUGUACCGGCAGUGUUUCUGUGUCAGUCAGUGAUAAGACUAGAUGGCUGUGUGAACAGGACUCCAAUAUAAAACUGUCAAAUCUAACUGUGACUGUUGAAAAUGGUGUGGUCAGCGUUACCUGGACGAAGACUGGACCCGGGAUGAUGACAGGUUACAGAGUCAAAUACCACCCAGUGAAUGAUAUUGGUAUGGGGGGAUCCACUUUAGUUCACCCGGAAACAGAAAAGGUUCUUCUUGACGACCUGUCAAAGGACACGACUUACAACAUAUGUAUUUUCGCUGUGGUACGUUCACGGAGGAAGGGCCCGGCGGUUUGUACGGGUAUACCGGUAAUCUCUGCAAGAAACGAAACGCCUUUUGCUGAAGGUGGUGUCGUUAUUGGCUUAGCCUCAGCUUUGGGGUUAUGUGUUCUGUUAGCAGGAGCUGUGACGAUUUGCCUGUGUGUACGAAAGCGUAGAUCAGGUCAGGAUCAGCCGAAUGAUUCCUCCCUUGACACCGAGCCUGGUAAUUCACAAUCUGUGUCGACAAACCCUGCAUAUGUACCCACAAAUGUGUCUGCUCAAGCAGAGCCGGGCGAAAUAAACAGCGUGAAUAUUCGACAUCCGAACAACGAGAGUCAAACUGAAGAUGGGAACAUAUAUGAGAAGAUUAGCAGAACAACUGCAUACGAAAACUCGGGUUUCCGUGCAUGAUAUAGUGACGGAGAAUUACAAUACUUUUUUUUCAGUAUGACGAACAAAUAUGGUGUGGAGGAUCGGAACCACUUUCAAAUAGAAAGUCUCUAAUGAUUUCAGCUGGAUAAUUUCAUUUGUUUGCCUUUUCCAUUUUUAGUGGAAAAACUAUAUAGUUUAUUAUUGUAAAAUCCUAAUACACCAUUGAAUACAGUACUUUGCUAUAAACAAUCACAGUAUAUAUUUAGUUUUCACAAUUCAGAGAAAAUUCUAGGCCUGUGAUUUGUCAAUCUGCUUUGGGUAAGCUACCAUGUUCGCCGAGGGUCAAUAUUUUCACUGGCCCUUUGGGCUGGUGUACUCGUGCAAAGCACUGGUAUGACUUAUGUCAGUGGUUGUUAACCAGAUUGAAGAGGCUAGUUCCGUGUGAAACAGUCAGAUUGUGUGCAAGAGUAGCUAGAUUUCCCCUUAGUUGAGGUGAUUCUGCUGUGUUGGCAAGAAAUAUUAUGUUUAGAUUGUUUUUUGGAAUGAGUGAAGUUUUUGUUUCUUUGCUGUACUUAUACAUACAUCUGAUACACCAUCUACAAUAUCACAUAAACAAACGCUGUCCAGACGCAAUAUACAUGUACAUAAGCAAUGUCCAUAUAAAAACCAGGCGAUUCCUGUACAUGUUUCCCAAAGACACAUAAAAUCCAUGUUAUUAAUUUACAUAAACUUCUUGCUUGAAAAAGUAAUCCUGCACCUAGCUGGCGAAUGGCGAAUGGCUCAUGGCCGCACGCUGGGAGGUUCGUCAUGUUCUACCAGCGAUUGCCGGUUUCUCACUGUUUCUAGCAGCCAAGGAUUUUAUUGCCGUCAUGACGUCAGCUACCUGAUGCACGUUUUGACUUAAAGUCACCGUUGAGCCAGCAAAAGCUUGAUUCGAUCUUGCGACCUCAUUGGCGAUAGACCGAUCGGGUUUGGAUCGCUUUAGGCGAUAGGAGCCAUUGAGCGCCUUAUUUAGAGGAUCAACAUUUUUUGGGGUGAAGGUAACAGCGCUGAGUCAUUAGAAAACCCAGCAUUUCUUUUAUGCAUGUGUUUGUGUGACAUACAUUCUGAUGUCAGUAUAUAUUAAUAACGUAUCAGGCUGAAUAGUUAAAUAAAAUGCUUAAAGACAUAAUUGUUCAUCCAAUAUGAAUAGUUUUGUAGGGUGGAUACAAUAGGACCGAAAGCUUUGACCCACUUAUCGUUCUUGUCAGUUAAUAAAGACGGUAUAGGCCUACACGUAAUUAGGUAUGUAAGAUGAGUGAUUUGUAUUUUUCACAAAAGAUCUGUUCUGAGCCCAUAGAAUCUGAUAAGCCUCGUACCUCACUGAGUACAUACAUAAUAGAACUGUCAGCAAGGACCGCACCAUGCAAAGCUGAGUAUUCUAAUACUGCUGUACUGUAUCAGUGUGUUGUGAUAUUCCACAACUUUCUGAGGCUGUGUAGGUCUAGGUUGUUGAAGGGUAUAUCCAUACAUAUGUGAAGAAUGGACGCUACAGAAACUAUACAUUUGACUGUAAUAAUAUAUAAAACUUUUAUGUACGCUUAAAAAGGCGGUAAACGCGCAUAGCACAUAUGUGGGUAAUGUGAAUAUUUUAGAAAGGGUUCUGUAAAGGUUCUUGUGUAUAUAUGUGACAUUGAAAGUGCCGUGCAACUGCUUUUGCGUCUUUCAUUUCUUUAUUGAUGCAUUUUAUACAUGCAUUUAAUAUAUGAAUUUAGUUUCGCUUCAGUGAUUUACUUGUUUUAUAAUCUCAGGAUAUAUUUAAGUCUAUAGAUAUUUUGGAUCGUCAGUAGGAUUGCGAAUGUGUGUUUGAGUAAGGAAUACUGUAUUGUUGUAGUGCAUUAUAUUGUGUAUAAUUAUUUAGGUUAAUUAUCGUAUUUAAGAGUUGAUGAACCUCUGUUACUUCAAAGUAAAGAUGUGCAGCUCUUACCUGCAUACAGCUGUCCUAUUUGAAAGUUGCACUCUAUUGAAAAACAAGCUUAUGUUAAUAUGAAACAAAGAUAGGCAGUAGUAACAGUUUCCUUGCGUCUUCUGUAUUAUGUAUAUUCAAGUAGAUAAGUCUUCGAGAGAGUUAAAAAAAAUGUGUGUACUUAAUAUUGGCAUAAAAGAAAAAGAUCAGGAUGUCUCCCUUGUAUUUUAUUUUCUAAAUUGGCAUUGGUAAGUUGAUAUGUUUGUGAUUUUCUGAACAGCAAUUUUCUAUACGUACAUACUGAAUGCAGUUUGCUAGAUUUUAUCAAUGAUAAGUUUAUUAUAAUUGUUGUACAAAUAAUGUUGUUAUUUUUACUGAGUUCGGUAAUAAAGUUUGGAAUA